AUGGCAAUACAGGCACAAUUGGCAUUACAUAGAAAAAUAUUAUUCAGCUAUGUUUCUCUUCCUUGUAUUAGUGGUAUUGGCUCAUGUAUCUAUGAUGAUCUUUGUACAAUUUGUCCGCAAUGUGGUUGUCCAUUGACAGUAGGUGAUCAUACGUUAACUAUACCAAUUACAAUUUAUGUUGAUUCAUGGGCACUUGUUGGAAAUUAUCAAGGACAAGUUGAUAUACAAACAUCCUCGGGAGCAAAAGGGUGUGUUCAAGUUAGUAAUGUACAUAUUAAAUCAAGUAAAUGA
Rotaria sp. Silwood2 is the source of this 291-nucleotide messenger RNA. NCBI's taxonomy places the organism in Eukaryota, Metazoa, Rotifera, Eurotatoria, Philodinida, Philodinidae. The record is from the annotation of a GenBank genome assembly.